Owenia fusiformis is the source of this 1964-nucleotide messenger RNA. The record is from the annotation of a GenBank genome assembly. Lineage: Eukaryota; Metazoa; Annelida; Polychaeta; Sabellida; Oweniidae.
CGAGUACAUUCACCGAGAAGUCACAAAUUACAAUUACAUUUUGCCUCGUACAGUUGGAUCAUUAUGAAAUAUGGGGCUAAAGUAAUGUUAGGAACAAGUGAAACUGCAUUAGUAUUCAUGCGCGAUAGAACAGUAGAUAAAUUCGCAGCUCGGAGCUAUUAAAUUCACUUCCAUAGCGGAGUCUUUGCCAGCGAUUUAUUUUGCAUCUGAAUCAAACUGCGCCAAUAUCAAGGAUAUCAAGUCAAUGUACAUUACUGGAGAAAGCGAUAGAUCUUACUAAUUCUCUGAUUAACUAGCCGACUGUGUAAGCCUGAACGAACUGGAUUGAAAACUAACGUUUGUUUACAUUCAGUCGUACGACGCGGCUACGGCCAGAAAUGGAGGACUCAGAUGGGCAAAGGCCCCCGCCACCCACGAUUGAGAUCUCUACUCCCAGUCCCGAAUCGCCACAGGAGAAUACCUGUUUAAUGGAUACGCAUGAUGAUGACAUUAAUGACACGUCAUCUGAUGUAAAAGAUACUACUAAUGAAAAAUCUACUAAGGAGCCAUCAGAUAUUGGAGCUAAUACAAACGGAGUAGUCUCUCGUGAUGUAGAUGAUGCGCAGCUUGAGAUUGAGGUAAACGAGAAUCAACCGUUAGUUAAAGGUGCUGUCACAUUUGAAAAUGCGGGUGAGCCUAGCCCCCAAGGACAAAUUGAAACCCAGAAUGGGCUUAAGGUCACGGACUCCCCUGAUACGAUUGCAAUAGCAAUUGAUGAGAGCAAACAGGAUGACCACCACGCUAACAUUUUAGAGAUUAAGGAGGAUGAUACGACAGCGCGUCCGAAAAGGCCAAGCAGAGUCAGUCGCACAUCUGGAGGAAGCGCUAAACGCCAGCCCUCCGUUGUUGUAACAAGUGAUGAAAAACAUACGCCUUUUCACAACGCUAUUCCCAUUAUGCCUCUUCCGUUAGCAGUCCUCUGUUUUAUACUUAAUAUAGUUGCUCCAGGAUUUGGAACACUGGUGUCAGCAUUUAGUCUGUUCUGUAAAGGGACGAGUACCCGGAUGAACAAAAGAGCCACGGCUGUUGCGUGGAACAUCCUGACUGCCGUGUUACAGAUGGCAACCUUCCUCGUGAUCGUAGGCUGGGUCUGGAGCAUUCUGUGGGGAAUGAACUUUAUACAAAUGUCAGUGAACUCCAAAAAGUGUUCUUCUCCCAAACAAAAAGUGCCAUAUUACGUAAGACGACAGAGUAGUAUUGGAUACUUCAACGACCCAGCUUAGAGACCUGGAGAUAUUUGAUAAAAUUCCAGGAGUUACCACAAACAGAUUCUGGAUUUUAUAGGGAAGAUAUCAAUCAUAUCUACCGCGGAUAUGAUUAUACUGCGUUUAGUAUGCCAGGUUGAAACCGAAACGACAUUAUAAGUUUCGAUGAAACACAGUCAUUAAAUAAUCUUGCGAUUAGAGCUUUUGCUAGUCAAUCGAUGAAAGACAUUGAUCAGCCGUUGUUACGUUGAGAAACAUUUUGGAAUGUAUUCUUGCGCCAUCAUCUGCUACAUAGGUACACGAUGGUAUGAAGAAUUUGAUGUUAGUAGGAUGGUAUGACGUAAAUGUGAAGUAACCCAUUAUCUUUAUACCCUUUCGGGUUCACCAUUGGGUCAAAGAGGAUAGCUUGUAAUUACCUAUUCCAAGACGCCACAAAAGUGUAUGGCGUUUUGACGUAUUCUGUAUUCCCAAAUCACUGGUCUCAACUUGAAUUUAAAGACGUUACGUACCUAUGUAUUUAUAACAAAAUGGAUGAACUUCCGUAAGAGAAAAAUUGUUAGAUUUUUUCAGCAUUCUAACAAACACAGAGGUUGAUUACAAUCCAAAUAUUUUACCCGUAUGUAAAUAGUAACACCCGGUUACUGAAGAUCUAGUCAGUCACGAGCAAAUAUAUCCAUCAGCUUCGAUAAUCGGGUGAAAAUUCCCUCACUUCAGCAACAA